AUGGACCGAACGAAGAGGGACUUGGAGAGUGUAAUAAACUCUCAAAAGGAGCAAUUGGCACGGUAUGAAAAAAGAUUGAAAGAUGUUGUGACCGCCUACAAAGGUUUACUCAAAGAGAAGGAGGCCUUGGAGACUAGCUUGGCUGCAAUUAGCUCCCAAAAACAAGUGCAACCCGUUAACGAUGAGUGUGGGCCUUCUAAAUCUCUCGUUUCUGAUCCGUCGACGAAAAGCGAAACGGAUACCUCGUCCACAACUGACAAUGAGAACAGUGAAGACAAAUCAAAUAUUCAGAGUCAGAUAGCCACUCUGAUGAACUCCUUGGCGACACUGUCGGCUGAAAAGUCGCGAAUGGAAGCAUCUUUUCAGGCCGAUAAAAAACUACUUCGCUCUCAAAUACAACAGAAGGAGCAGUUGAUAAGUGAUCUGCAAGCGAAGCUGUUGGAAAGUAAAGAACGUGCCAAAGCGGAUGUGGAUGAAGUCAAGGCCAAAUGGAUAAUUGAACGACAAGAACGAGAAAAGGAAACGAACAAUCAAAUGCUUAUGAUUCGGGAGCUACAGAAACUAUAUGCCGACGAGAGACAUCUGAAGGAAAACAUCGAAAUGCAAUUGAACAACUUCAAAACCAAUUUCGCCAGUAACGAAGCUGAGCACACUCGACUCAAUGAGUUACAAACUCAACUUAAGGAAGCAAAAGCUCAACUAAAACAGCUUCAAGCGGAAAAGGGCAUAUCCGACAACGCUAAAGGUAGCCCAAAUAGCACGACUCUCUUGAAACAACUCCAACUGGAAAUGCAACAGCUGAAAGAGCAACAUGCUGUGGCCAUUAAAAAUGAACAACGACGGGUGCAAAUGGCUGAGGAUGAAUCGCGCAAGCAAGCCAUUCUCCAUGAAGCAAAUUUAACCAAUCUCGAAACUAAGCUAGCAGAGCUCAGCAAGACCGUGGGCAAUUAUGAUCGACUUCGUCAACAGGAUCAGGAAGCAAUUAAUGCGCUGAAGAAGCAACUGCAGGAUUUGGAAAGGGCGACAAACGAAAACGUAACAACAUUCCAGAAGUGUGCUGAAAAGGCUAUCGGCAUAAGCGACAGUUACAACGACACUGACUUGGGUCACAUAGUGGAUGAAAUAUUGCGUUUAAAACGCAUAAUUCUUACAGAAAACUCUCGCUCAUCGAAUCCAAUGGAUUUGGCCAGUAUAUUCUCCGUGAGCACCGAUCAUUCGCAUUGCCAGGAAGAAUUAAUUGGAACUUUACAUGAAUUGGACGCGGCGAAGUGUGAGAUAGAGCAACUCAAAGAAAAGGUUGAGCAACAGAAAUCCCACGUUUCAACAUUGCAAGAAAAGGUCAAGGUUCUAAAUCGCAACAUAGACGAACAGGAACUGGAAUUGAAGCAUUACAAUGAAAAGCUUCAGCUAAGCGUUAAAGAAGAGAGAGACAAGUGGAAGAGUUUGCAAAGUGAUAUUGAAAAUGAGUAUCGUAUUAAAUUGACUGAGUUGGAGCAGCAACUCCAGAAACAACGACAGAGAUCGCUACAGCUGUUGGAUGAAAAAGAACAGGAGAUUAAGGCUUUACAGACAUCGUUUGAAAUAUUUCACAGUUCAAAUAAUGUAGGCGCCCAAUUAUUACCCAACGAAGCUCCAGUUUGUGCAUCUUCAGACGGCGAGAGUAAUGAAGAUGUUACAACGUCGUCCAACAUCCGCAAGGUGUCACUGAAAGCAAAGAAACUUUCCGUGGGCGAAAGUUGUCACAUGCUUCAUUACGCCAACGAAAUCGCUCGAAAAGACAUCGAGAUCGCGAAUUUGAGGAAAGCCAAAUAUCAAGCGGAAACAGCUAUGCGGAAAGCUAUACACGAUAAAGUAGUUAGCCAAGAGGAACUUAGCAAUAAAAUAGAUGCAUUGGAGGAGCAAGUCGAUAGGUUGGAGCGGUGCCAAACACGAGAGGGAGCUAAUUUGGAAUAUCUGAAAAACGUCGUCAUCAGCUAUAUUGUAUCCAAAGAUGCCGAUGGAAAACGUCAUAUGAUGAAUGCAAUUAGUGCUGUUUUGCAGUUUACACCAGCUGAGAUGCAGGUCAUUAACGCUUCCCUUCAGAAGAAGUAA
Messenger RNA from Musca vetustissima, 2091 nucleotides. It is a transcript of the gene GCC88, whose product is annotated as GRIP and coiled-coil domain-containing protein 1. Bases 1 to 2091 code for a protein of 696 amino acids. The record is from RefSeq and is a predicted model, not a curated record. Gene Ontology annotation, cellular component: Golgi apparatus. NCBI's taxonomy places the organism in Eukaryota, Metazoa, Arthropoda, Insecta, Diptera, Muscidae. The transcript is spliced from 2 exons.